Messenger RNA from Lottia gigantea (owl limpet), 2579 nucleotides. RefSeq lists its product as hypothetical. The coding region runs from base 1 to 1857 and encodes 618 amino acids. The record is from RefSeq and is a predicted model, not a curated record. Lineage: Eukaryota; Metazoa; Mollusca; Gastropoda; Lottiidae. Gene Ontology annotation, biological process: lipid biosynthetic process. Gene Ontology annotation, molecular function: FAD binding; alkylglycerone-phosphate synthase activity. The transcript is spliced from 20 exons.
AUGGCGUCCAAAAUUCAACAUUGCAUCGCAUGCACGACUAAAAAUAAAUCUGUUGCUGGUGAUAGCGUUAAUUUCCACAGCUGCUCAGCCCAGAAAAUCAAUGAAGCACCCACAAUUCCCAAGAGAAGACAAGAGUUGUUGAAGUGGAAUGGAUGGGGUUACAAAGAUUCAAAGUUUACAGUUAGCAAGGAUAGUCAAAUAGAACUAAGUGGAGAAAGGUAUAGACUAAGUGGUAAAAAACUACCCCAUUUAAAAGAUUGGAUUAGUGCUGUUAUUGGUGUUAAUUUAGAUUAUAGAGCUCCAGCACAGGGAGAAAUAACAGCAGCUGAUAUACCUAUACCUAUUAAACAUGAAGAAUUUAUUGAUGAUGUUAAAAGAGCAGGAAUAUCAUUCUCUGAUGAUUGUCAGGACAGAUUAUUUAGAGCACAUGGUCACACACUACAUGAAAUAUUUCGAUUACGCGAAGGAACGUUUGAAAGAAUUCCAGAUUUAGUUGUAUGGCCAGAUAAUCAUAAUGAAGUUGUAAAUGUUGUUGAAUUAGCCUGUAAAUAUAAUGUUGUUAUUAUACCAUUUGGAGGUGGAACAACUGUUUCUGGGGCUUUGGAAUGUCCACCAUUAGAACAAAGAAUGAUAGUAUCUCUAGAUACAUCACAAAUGAACAAAAUAUUAUGGGUAGAUGAAAAGAAUUUAACAGUACAUGCUGAAUGUGGUAUAAUAGGACAGGAUUUAGAAAGAUUUUUAGCUGAAAAGGGGUAUUGUACUGGUCAUGAACCUGAUUCUAUGGAAUUUAGUUCUUUAGGAGGCUGGGUAGCUACUAGAGCCUCUGGAAUGAAGAAAAAUAUUUAUGGCAAUAUUGAAGACAUGAUUGUACAUAUCAAAUUUGUUACUCCUCGUGGAGUGAUGGAGAAAAAUUGUCAGGUCCCACGAAUUUCUGCUGGUCCAGAUAUCCACCAUUUUAUUUUAGGCUCGGAAGGUACGUUGGGUAUUGUAACAGAAGUAACAAUAAAAAUCCGACCUCUACCCCAAUGUAAAAAGUAUGGUUCAAUUGUAUUUCCUGAAUUCCAGAAUGGUGUUGGUUGUUUAAGAGAAAUAGCUAAACAGAGAUGUGCUCCAGCCUCUAUUAGAUUGAUGGAUAAUGAACAGUUCCAAUUUGGUCAUGCAUUAAAACCAGAAGAUAGUUCUAUAUUAUCGAGCUUUUUAGAUGGUUUAAAAAAGUUUUACAUUACAAAAUUAAAAGGUUUUGAUCCACAAAAAUUAAGUGUAGCUACAUUGUUAUUUGAAGGUACCAAAGAGGAAGUAGCAGCUCAAGAGAAGAGAGUGUAUGAAAUAGCUGCCAACUUUGGUGGUUUACCAGCAGGUGCUGAUAAUGGGGAACGUGGUUAUAUGUUAACAUUUUCUAUAGCUUAUAUCAGGGAUUUAGCUUUAGAGUAUUAUGUUGUAGCCGAGUCAUUUGAAACAUCUGUACCAUGGGAUAGAUGUUUAGAUUUAUGCCAGAAUGUUAAAGAGAGAUUACAUAGAGAAUGCAAAGAUAGAGGUGUGCAGUUUCCACCUUACGUCACUUGCAGAGUAACACAGACCUAUGAUGCUGGUGCAUGUGUCUAUUUUUAUUUUGGUUUUAAUUAUCGUGGUAUUUCUAAUCCAGUUCAUUUAUAUGAAACCAUUGAGGGCUGUGCAAGAGAUGAAGUAUUAGCUAAUGGUGGCAGUAUUUCGCAUCAUCAUGGUGUGGGUAAAGUAAGGAAACGAUGGUUAAAGAAGACUGUAGGAGAUGUUGGACUUGGUGCAAUGAAAGCAUUAAAAGCUUAUAUUGAUCCUCAGAAUAUAUUUGGCAAUGAUAAUUUAAUGAUCGGAAAUUUAUAGAUCUAUCGUCUUGCUACCAUGACAAUAUUUUCCACUACUAUUUAAUUGAUUAUGAUUAAUUAUUAAUUAAGUUAAUUAACUUACCAGUUAUAUGGGACAUAAAAUGUAAAUUUUGUCAAUAAUUACUGCUGCCAUCUUUAAUGAAACAGUCAUUAUCCUUUAUCCUAUAUUUAUUACCAAUUUUUAUUUAUUAGUUUUUUUACAUAUAGAAUCAUGAUUAUCAUGGCUAUCUUCUAGACAUGUUAAAUUACUGAAACCAUUGUCUAAGGUGGUAAAUUUAUUAUCUCAACCAUUAUUAUGUUCAUGAAUGAUUUUAUUAAACUGAUAUGAUUUGUUACUGUCUUCAUCUUGAAUUUUACUGAUUAUUUUUAUGUGAUUGGGAGUAUCGGCUUGAAAAAAAAAUACUGUUAGCUUUAGAAAGAUUUUGCAUUGAUGAGCACACAUUAUCACUUUGAAGAAGUUUUACAUGGGAUUUUAAAUAUUUUUUUUUUUAAGACCAAGACUAUCAGUACUGUUUUAAGCUGACAUUCAAAUUCACAUGUAAAAAAUUUGGCAAAAUGCAAGAUUUUGAAGAAUGUUUGAAGACAGUUUGAUUUGUAUAUGAAUGAUUGUUAAUGAAUGAUAUGUGUUUAAGAAUAAAAAAUUUGCUUAUCCUCUAUAUUAUUGUUUAAUUGUAAAAGCUUCUUAAAAAUGCUCAAUAAAUUGGAUAAUUAUCUCACCUA